GUGGCAGCUACAUGACACCUCUCAAACCCAAGGUGGGUCAGGUCAGGAGUAAACAUACAGUAAAAUACGACAUACAUGAACAAUGCAUUAGUGAGGGAUCACUAAAGCUAAUGCAUUAUACAUUGGGGAUACGAUCAGACUAGCAGCCUGGUCAGAUUCGUAAUAUUUCAAAACAGAGCUCAGUCAAAAUCAGAAAAAUGAGCGACAGUCCUCUUCUUGUGAAUGUGGAAAAGUGGAUUGCGGAAAACGAAAAUGCGUUCCUGCCACCAGUGUGCAACAAGUUAAUGCACUUCAUGCAGUUGAAUAUCAUGUUUGUUGGAGGUCCAAAUACUAGGAGGGAUUAUCAUAUUGAGGAGGGGGAGGAGUUGUUCUAUCAGCUAAAGGGAGACAUGUGUCUGAAGGUGAUUGAAAAUGGAAAGCACAAGGAUGUGCACAUCAGAGAGGGAGAGAUGUUUUUGCUGCCAGCUCGGAUCCCUCAUUCCCCACAGCGACAGGCCAACACUGUGGGACUGGUGGUGGAGAGAAGACGGCUGUUGACUGAGACUGACUGCCUGAGGUACUAUGUGGACAAUACCACUGAUAUUCUGUUUGAGAAAUGGUUUUAUUGUCAGAAUCUUGGGACCCAGCUGGUGCCAAUAAUCACAGAGUUCAUGGGAUCCAUGCAGUGCAAACUAGGAAAGCCUGAUCCAAAUGAUGUCUUCAGACAGCCUCCAUUCCAGAUGAACACCAUGAAUGUGAUGUCGCCAUUCUCCUUCAAGGACUGGUUGGACAAACGGAGGCCAUUACUGUCCAAAGGCACGUCCAUUGAGAUUUUUGGAACUCCGUUUGAGACAGAGGCAGUGUUGUUUGGACCAGGGCAGACCGAAACAACAGUGCCACAGAGUGAUGUGUGGAUUUGGCAGCUGGAAGGAUCCUCCAGAUUAACUAUGAAUAAGCAGGAGUUCACUCUCUCUGCAGGAGACAGUUUCAUUAUUCCUGAACAGAGCCAGUAUCAGUGGUGGAGAGAUGAGGGGACAGUUGCUCUGUUUGUGGUUCAAAACCCUGAGCGGAAGAGACCAUGAGCUGUCGAUUCACAAAUAUAUUAUAGGGUGUUUUAGGGGAGGAGAAGCUCUAUUUUACAAAUGCAAGUAAUCAAAACGACACACACAUGUACAAGUAGAUUAUGUAACAUCUCAUACAGUACAAUCAUACAUGUAUAUUUGCUGAUAUGUUACAAGCUUCUAUUAUGUGUUAAUGAAAAUGAACCUUGCUUUUUUAGUGUUUUUACUUACUUGAAUCCCAAACCUUAAACCACAAGGUUUGGGGUUCAAGCAAGUAAAAUUUCAAACUCAGCUGUCAGCACUCCAUAUCCAAGCAGUCAAAAAGAAACACAGAAGAUCCAACCCACCCCCUACAUGUGGCCUUCCAGCUCCUACCAUCAGGCUCCUACCAUUAUAAAAACUAACUUAUUCAUUCCCAUAGCCAUAAACCUUUUAAAUCAAAUUUGAUUUACAGUAUCACAUAGCAAAUAUUCAUGCAUUUUACCUUAAUUUCUAAAAAUUCUUCAACAUCUAAUACUUGUUUUUAGAGACACUUAGUCUGUGUUGCAUGAUUUCAGUUGUCAUGUUGUUAUGUUGUGUAUUCUGUUACGACAGACAAUCAUUUCUGAUGAGAAGGUUUUGGAAUUGACACUGAAAUGUGCAUUUUUUUGUAGUUACAUAUCUGGUCAAAUGUCUUAAGAUACACCUCAGUUUCUUUCAGUUGUCAAAGAAAUAUGCCUACGUUGAUUUCUAAUUGUACUCUGAAAUUAAAGCGAAGAACAAAUAAACAGCUGGAGAUUUUG
Molecule: messenger RNA, 1822 nt
Organism: Solea solea (common sole)
Lineage: Eukaryota; Metazoa; Chordata; Actinopteri; Pleuronectiformes; Soleidae
Gene: haao
Product: 3-hydroxyanthranilate 3,4-dioxygenase
Exons: 11
Coding region: 198-1061 (287 amino acids)
Biological process (GO): 'de novo' NAD+ biosynthetic process from L-tryptophan; quinolinate metabolic process
Cellular component (GO): cytoplasm
Molecular function (GO): 3-hydroxyanthranilate 3,4-dioxygenase activity; iron ion binding
Source: RefSeq, a predicted model, not a curated record